UACAUGCACUUUGUUUAUAUCCGGCAUAAUUUCAGUUGCGAAAUAUUUCAUCAGUUUUCAUAUUCUGUGUUUUUUUACUAAAGGUAUAUAUACAUGUACUAUUGACAUUUGGUAUUUCGUGCUAUAUUGGGAACAAGAUAAAGACUAGUUCAGAUGGAUGAUUCAGGAAGUACUGUGGAUGGACAGGAAGAACAGCAAAGUCAGAUUCCUGAUGAAAUAAAAGUUAAAUGGGAGAGAGAACAGAUGAAGUUGAAGAAACAGAUGGUUUUAACAGACUCUAGUGAUAUAACAAAGAUAAUAUCAUGUUGCCAUGGAAAAACUUCAGAUAAUUUCUUGAUAGGUGGUGUUGAUAUUUCCUUUGUCAAGGGAGAUAAUGUGAAUGCAUGUGCGGCACUAAUUGUUCUCAAUUUUCCACAACUAGAGGUUGUGUAUGAAGAUUGUCAGAUGAUUAAAUUAACAGCACCGUAUAUCCCAGGGUUCCUUGCCUUCAGAGAAGCAUAUCUACUUGAAGAAAUGUACAACAAACUGAAGAAAACACAGCCACAAUAUGUACCUCAGGUUAUAAUGGUAGAUGGAAAUGGAAUUUUACACCCUAGAGGGUUUGGCUUAGCCUGUCAUCUAGGUGUUUUAUUAGACACUCCAUGUAUUGGUGUUGCCAAGAAUCUUUUCCAAGUAGAUGGUAUUGAAAAUGAUGAUGACCAUCAGCUAAAGAUUAAACAGUUAUCUAAAGGAGGGGAUACAUUUAAAUUGGUGGGAACUAGUUGUAAAGUCUUAGGAAAGGCACUGAGGAGUUGUGAUUCUGCACCUAAUCCAAUUUACAUAUCAACUGGUCACAAGAUAACACUUGAUUCAGCUGUAGAUUUAGUAUACAAAUGUUGUAAACACAGGGUACCAGAACCAACUAGACAGGCCGAUAUAAAAAGUAGAGAAUAUUUAAGAGUUAAUUUUGGAAGUGACCAUGAAGAACAAAAGAAUAAAGGAAAGAAGAAACAAAAGACAAAAAACACAAAGCAUAGUAACACUGAAUGUAACCCUGUUGAUAAUAUAGAAGAAUUGUUUGAAGAUACUUGUUGUUUGUUUGAUGGAGAAUAUACAUGAGAUGUACCCUACCUUAAAUCAGGAACUUUUAAACUUUUUUCAAUUGUUACUGGUACUCUGUAUUUUUAAUAUUUUAGCACAAACGGAUAGAAUUGAAUUAUUCUUAAAUGUAUUUAGUUUGUUUAAACAACAUUCUUGCUGAGAUGGGAUGUCAUUUUACUAGGCAAAAAGAGUUACUUUGGCAAUCAAGUGAUAUAUAAAUAUGGAGAAUACAAAAUAUUAUUUUUGUUAUAAUUACUGAUGAAAUCAUACAUCAUAACAAAUUUCCUUGCAAUUUUUCAAUUACAUGUUUGUUUCAAUUUCACAAAUUAAAAAAGAUUAUCAGGUGUUGAAGUUGAAUCAUCCGUAAAUGUGACGUAAUGUCAGCUGAAAAAACACGAUAAAAUCAGUUUCACCUGUAUAAUUAAUUGUUUUCAGUAUUGCAAAAUCCCAAGUUGGCUGACUUGUAAAAAAGCAUUUCUGUUAGAUAUCACUAAAUUUUUUAGUAUUAUAUCUUCUAUAACAAAGCUUAAAAGUCUGUCCAUAUUUUAUGAAAACGUUUUGAAGGAGAGUUUUAAACAGGACAAAGGAAGAAAGGGUUAUUUUUAUAAUUCUGCAUCACUACCACUUUUACUAAGUGAUAGGGGUGCAAUCAACAGUUUUUUUUCUAUGACGUCAUAUUUUGAGGGACCAUUUAUAAUCGACCCUUAGUGGUGUUAAUGUUAAUAAAGAUACUUGUAUAAAACUAGAUAUCAUUAGAAUCAGAAUUUUCUCUAGUUUAUAAUGAAAUAAAAAAAAAUUGUACUUUUAAUAGUACUAAAAAUUUUAUCCAGAGAAAAUGUGAAAAACAUUGCCUAAUAUAUGCAUAAAAAACAUUAAAUCAGGCCAUGUGCACACCCAUGAAGACAUGAUACAUGCACAUUUUUCAUGAUCAAAACUGUAUGAAUUUCAUAGGUUUUUACCUGGUCUUUCUAAAAAUUUAUGCUUCAGGUUCGCCUGCUCCGAAAAGAGCGACAGUGGGUGCAAAUAAGUUUUGCACUUUUCACUGCAAAAAAACAGGAUGUUUACAGUCUGUCUCCCCUCAAAACAUGUGUAUUUUAUCUAAGGGCUAUUCCAUAAAAAAAUGUAAGGCACCUUGUAUUAAUAAUACAUGGGUGAUGGGUAUCAGAGCCACUUUUCACACUAUAAUGCACUAUAAUUCUCAAUUACAAUUGUCUGGGUGGUGGGUGCUGACAAAAACUGCCUUCCAACCCCUCCAUACAUUUUUUUCUGGAAUAGCCCUAAUUUAUUUUAAUUAUUUUAAUCAUUCAACCUGUUUUAAUUGAAGCUAAUUAACUUAUUUUUACAAUCAAAUACAAAAAACAUGAUACUUUUUCACCAAUUAUGUUGAUAAAAAGGGACUUCCCUCCAUGUCUAUUUUUAGUCGGGGAAUAACCCCUAGUUUUUAUACUAAACUGUUUAUAGCACCCUAGUGUGUUAGAAAAUGACAUGAAAGAUAUUGUGAUAAUGCAAACUAUACUUUAAAAUGAUGGUU
Messenger RNA from Mytilus trossulus (common blue mussel), 2611 nucleotides. Its product is annotated as endonuclease V-like. Gene Ontology annotation, biological process: DNA repair. The coding region runs from base 154 to 1098 and encodes 314 amino acids. Lineage: Eukaryota; Metazoa; Mollusca; Bivalvia; Mytilida; Mytilidae. The transcript has 8 exons. Gene Ontology annotation, cellular component: cytoplasm; nucleolus. The record is from RefSeq and is a predicted model, not a curated record. Gene Ontology annotation, molecular function: single-stranded RNA binding; RNA endonuclease activity producing 5'-phosphomonoesters, hydrolytic mechanism.